Rhinichthys klamathensis goyatoka is the source of this 14672-nucleotide messenger RNA. Its product is annotated as protocadherin Fat 4-like. Gene Ontology annotation, molecular function: calcium ion binding. Gene Ontology annotation, cellular component: plasma membrane. Gene Ontology annotation, biological process: homophilic cell-cell adhesion. Lineage: Eukaryota; Metazoa; Chordata; Actinopteri; Cypriniformes; Leuciscidae. Bases 171 to 14672 code for a protein of 4833 amino acids. The transcript is spliced from 8 exons. The record is from RefSeq and is a predicted model, not a curated record.
CCAAUGCUGGUGACGUAUCUGCUUUGUUGGCAGAAAGCGGUAUAUGCUCUCUUCUUCCAUGAACCGCGAAACGCUUGUUCUGCUUCCUGAUCAUCAAAAUGUUACAUUCGUAACCGCAUGCUAUUUGUUUUACAUUUCAUGAUCACUGGAUUAUAACUCAAAGGAAAAAAAUGGAAUCUCGAAUGAAAAGCAAGGCAUUGAAAAGGUACGUGUUCGUCAUCAUUUUAAUCUCUCUGCUGAAUACAGCAUCUUCUGUUACUCAUUAUUCUAUACCUGAAGAAUUGGAUGAGGGAUCUAUAGUGGCUAAUUUGGCAACGGAUCUGGGAUUGGAUGUUGAAACCUUGAGCAGACGCAAGAUUCGUCUCGACACUGUAGCAAAUAAAAAAUAUCUGGAUAUUAACAAAGAAACGGGAGAUCUGUUCAUUGUCGAGAGAAUCGAUCGUGAACACAUUUGCACAACCAAGUCUGGAACAACGUGUGUUCUUAAACUGGAUGCCACAAUCGAUAACCCUGUACGAAUGUUUAACAUUGAGCUAGAAAUUGUUGAUAUUAACGACAAUGCUCCUCAUUUUAGAAGGGACACGAUGCAUUUGGACAUUUCAGAGUCAACGCCUGUGGGAGAACGAUUCUCUUUAAACAAUGCUGUGGAUCCUGAUAUCGGUGUUAAUUCAAUUAAAACAUACUAUCUCAGUGAAAGCGAUCAUUUUUCUAUCGAGAUUCAAACCGGACGGGAUGGAUCGAAAUUCACGGAUUUGAUUCUUAAAAAAGCUUUGGAUAGAGAACAACAUGCAAUACAUAAUUUGAUCCUCACUGCUGUGGAUGGAGGAGUCCCCGCGCGCUCUGGCACGGCUAGCAUUAUUGUGCGCGUUCUGGACACUAAUGACAACGCCCCUCAGUUCGAUAAAGACAGUUAUACUAUAAAUCUAACAGAAAACUCGCCUACUGGAAGCCUUGUAGUGAAAUUAAACGCCACAGAUAAAGACGAGGGAUUAAAUUCAGAAUUACUUUACUCUUUUAGUUUGUAUACAUCAGAGAAAACGCAGCAAACAUUCAGUCUGAAUCCUAACAAUGGUGAAAUCAGAGUGAAAGAAAUGAUUAAUUAUGAGGAUUUCAGGAUCUAUGAUAUGGAAAUUAUAGCAACAGAUAAAGCAGCUAAUAGUCUCUCUGGAAAGUGCAAAGUAAAGAUUUUAAUCACAGAUAUGAAUGAUAAUCAUCCUGAAAUUUCUAUAAAAUCAUUCACAAGUCCAGUUAAAGAAGAUGUGCCUGUAAAUACAGUAAUUGCAGUUGUUAGUGUGAGUGAUAAAGACUCUGGAGAAAAUGGACAGGUAGAUAUUCAUAUUUCUGAUGAUUUACCUUUUGCACUUAAAGAAUCAUCUGAUAAUUAUUAUGAAUUAUUAAUUUCAGAACCGUUAGACCGUGAAAAGGUUGCAGAAUAUGACAUCACUAUUACCGUCACUGACAGGGGCAACCCGCCGUUAUCUGAUAAUGAAACUAUAACUUUAGAGCUACUGGACGUUAAUGACAAUGUUCCUCAGUUCCCGCAGACAUUCUACACGAUACCUGUUAUGGAGAAUAACGCGCCUGGAGCUUCACUGAGCUCUUUAACUGCUGUAGACCCAGAUCUCCAUGAAAAUCAGUAUCUAGUUUAUUUUAUAAUAGAGAAGGAAAUAGUGAACACCUCCAUGUCCAUGCUGUUCUCCAUUAACCCAGAGAACGGUAAUCUUUACGCGCUAAAGACCUUUGACUAUGAGAUGGAGAAGGAGUUUCUUUUCCACAUCGAGGCCAGAGACUCUGGUGUUCCUCCACUCAGCAGUAACGUGACCGUUCACAUUAUUAUCAUGGAUCAGAACGACAACACACCGCUUAUAGUGUCUCCAUGGCGCGCGCACGGCUCGGAGGUGAAGGAAAAGAUCCCGAGAUCCACAGAUAAAGGAACUCUGAUAGCCAAAGUCAUCGCCAUAGACUCUGACUCAGUGCACAACUCUCGAAUCACGUACCAGUUCCUCCAGAACACCGACGCCACGUUAUUCAACUUGGAUCAAUACAACGGAGAGAUCCGGACCAUGAGAAUGUUCAGUUACAGAGACUCGCGAGACCAGCGGCUGGUGGUGAUCGCCAAAGACAACGGAGAGCCCGCGCUCUCUGCUACAGUCACCAUCAAACUGUCCACGGUGGAGACCGCCCUCAAAACCUAUACUGAGGUGCCUUUGGAAUAUGACAUCUUCUCAGAUCUAAACCUGUAUCUGGUGAUCGGCCUGGGCUCUGUCUCAUUUCUUUUACUCAUCACUAUACUGGUGACCAUCGUGCUGAAGUGUCAGAAAGCGAAGCCCAGCAAAGCGGCUCCUCCGUGCAGGAACAGUGUGAUCAGCGAGAGGAACUCGACCAUCGCGGAUUCCACUCUGGUCUCCAACGAUGCCUACUGGUACAGUUUAUUUCUAGCAGAGACGAGGAAAGGAAAGCUGGUGGUCAGACAGCCUGCGCCAAAGGGAGCGAGAUACGUCGUGUCCAGUUUACCGAGGAGCACAGGAGUGACCGAGACCAGUGACUCAGCUGCUUCUACUCUACAGGUAAGACAAUCCACAUCAUUUCAUUAUCACGAGGAAUACAAAUAUUUCAAAAGCUGCAGAAUGGAGGGAUUGGUAAAGUCACAGUUUUGGAGGUAUGUAAUGGUCCUUCUGUUUUUCUCCGCUAUUUUGGACACCGCGUCCUCUGUUACGCACUAUUCUAUCCCAGAAGAAAUGGAGGAAGGCUCUGUUGUGGCUAAUUUAGCCUCAGAUUUGGAUCUGGAUGUGAAAACACUGAGCAGACGAAAAAUGAGGCUUGAUAUUAUAUCUAACAAAAAAUAUCUCAAUGUUAAUAAAGAGACAGGAGAGCUCUACAUUUUAGAAAAGAUGGAUAGAGAAUAUCUCUGUACAACAAAAACAGCAACAACAUGCUUUAUCAAAAUGGAAGUCACACUCGAGAAUCCUGUGCGAAUGUUUAACAUUGAAAUUGAAAUUGUGGAUAUAAAUGAUAAUGCUCCCCAGUUUCGCAGAGAUACGAUCCAUCUCGAUAUAUCAGAAUCUACAGCAGCCGGAGAGAGAUUCUCGCUCAGUAAUGCGGUGGAUCCUGAUAUUGGCUCGAAUUCGGUAAAAACGUAUUAUUUGAGUGAGAGCGAACAUUUUGACAUUGAAUUACAAACAGGGAGAGACGGAUCAAAAUUUGCUGAUUUGAUCCUAAAAAAGCCAUUAGACAGAGAAGAACAAGCUUCACAUAAUCUGAUCCUCACUGCUGUGGAUGGAGGAGUCCCCGCGCGCUCUGGCACGGCUAGCAUUAUUGUGCGCGUUCUGGACACUAAUGACAACGCCCCUCAAUUCGAUAAAGACAGUUAUACUAUAAAUCUAACAGAAAACUCGCCUACUGGAAGCCUUGUAGUGAAAUUAAACGCCACAGAUAAAGACGAGGGAUCAAAUUCAGAAUUACUUUACUCUUUUAGUUUGUAUACAUCAGAGAAAACGCAGCAAACAUUCAGUCUGAAUCCUAACAAUGGUGAAAUCAGAGUGAAAGAAAUGAUUAAUUAUGAGGAUUUCAGGAUCUAUGAUAUGGAAAUUAUAGCAACAGAUAAAGCAGCUAAUAGUCUCUCUGGAAAGUGCAAAGUAAAGAUUUUAAUCACAGAUAUGAAUGACAAUCAUCCUGAAAUUUCCAUAAAGUCAUUCACAAGUCCAGUUAAAGAGGAUGUACCUGUAAAUACAGUAAUUGCAGUUGUUAGUGUGAGUGAUAAAGACUCUGGAGAAAAUGGACAGGUAGAUAUUCAUAUUUCUGAUGAUUUACCUUUUGCUCUCAAAGAAUCAUCUGAUAAUUAUUAUGAAUUAUUAAUUUCAGAACCGUUAGACCGUGAAAAGGUUGCAGAAUAUGACAUCACUAUUACCGUCACUGACAGGGGCAACCCGCCGUUAUCUGAUAAUGAAACUAUAACUUUAGAGCUACUGGACGUUAAUGACAAUGUUCCUCAGUUCCCGCAGACAUUCUACACGAUACCUGUUAUGGAGAAUAACGCGCCUGGAGCUUCACUGAGCUCUUUAACUGCUAUAGACCCAGAUCUCCAUGAAAAUCAAUAUCUAGUUUAUUUUAUAAUAGAGAAGGAAAUAGUGAACACCUCCAUGUCCAUGCUGUUCUCCAUUAACCCAGAGAACGGUAAUCUUUACGCGCUAAAGACCUUUGACUAUGAGAUGGAGAAGGAGUUUCUUUUCCACAUCGAGGCCAGAGACUCUGGUGUUCCUCCGCUCAGCAGUAACGUGACCGUUCAUAUUAUUAUCAUGGAUCAGAACGACAACACACCGCUUAUAGUGUCUCCAUGGCGCGCGCACGGCUCGGAGGUGAAGGAAAAGAUCCCGAGAUCCACAGAUAAAGGAACUCUGAUAGCCAAAGUCAUCGCCAUAGACUCUGACUCGGUGCACAACUCUCGAAUCACGUACCAGUUCCUCCAGAACACCGACGCCACGUUAUUCAGCUUGGAUCAAUACAACGGAGAGAUCCGGACCAUGAGAAUGUUCAGUUACAGAGACUCGCGAGACCAGCGGCUGGUGGUGAUCGCCAAAGACAACGGAGAGCCCGCGCUCUCUGCUACAGUCACCAUCAAACUGUCCACGGUGGAGACCGCCCUCAAAACCUAUACUGAGGUGCCUUUGGAAUAUGACAUCUUCUCAGAUCUAAACCUGUAUCUGGUGAUCGGCCUGGGCUCUGUCUCAUUUCUUUUACUCAUCACUAUACUGGUGACCAUCGUGCUGAAGUGUCAGAAAGCGAAGCCCAGCAAAGCGGCUCCUCCGUGCAGGAACAGUGUGAUCAGCGAGAGGAACUCGACCAUCGCGGAUUCCACUCUGGUCUCCAACGAUGCCUACUGGUACAGUUUAUUUCUAGCAGAGACGAGGAAAGGAAAGCUGGUGGUCAGACAGCCUGCGCCAAAGGGAGCGAGAUACAUCGUGUCCAGUUUACCGAGGAGCACAGGAGUGACCGAGACCAGUGACUCAGCCGCAUCUACUCUACAGUUCGUGCUCAACGGACAGCUGUGUUUUGUGCUCGCAAAGACAACACGCUUCACAGACAGAAUGGAGUACGCAUCAUUACUGCUGUUCUCGGCACUCGUUUACACCGCGUCUUCUGUCACCCAUUAUUCCGUUCCGGAGGAGAUGGAGGUAGGCUCUGUGGUUGCUAAUCUGGCUGCAGAUUUAGGAAUCGAUGUGCAAACGUUGGGAAGGCGAAAAAUCAGGUUAGAUAUCCUUGCAAAUAAAAAAUAUCUGGAUGUGAACAAAGACACUGGAGACCUGUUUAUUUUGGAGCGCAUUGACAGGGAGUAUCUUUGCAUAUCAAAAACAGUAUGUUACUUAAAAAUGGAAGUCAUAUUGGAAAACCCAGUUCGUAUAUUUAACAUUGAAUUGGAAAUAAUGGAUAUUAACGACAAUGCGCCUUACUUUCGUAGGGAUUCGAUUAAUUUGGACGUCUCUGAAUCUACAGCUGCUGGCGAGAGGUUUUCUCUAAGUAAUGCGGUUGACCCUGAUAUAGGUUCAAAUUCCAUUAAAAGUUAUCAUUUGAGUGAGAGUGCAAACUUUGAUAUUGAAAUACAGACAGGGAGGGAUGGUUCAAAAUUUGCUGAUUUAAUACUGAAAAAAGCCUUAGAUCGCGAGGAGCAGGCCAUACAUAAUCUGAUCCUCACUGCUGUGGAUGGAGGAGUCCCCGCGCGCUCUGGCACGGCUAGCAUUAUUGUGCGCGUUCUGGACACUAAUGACAACGCCCCUCAGUUCGAUAAAGACAGUUAUACUAUAAAUCUAACAGAAAACUCGCCUACUGGAAGCCUUGUAGUGAAAUUAAACGCCACAGAUAAAGACGAGGGAUUAAAUUCAGAAUUACUUUACUCUUUUAGUUUGUAUACAUCAGAGAAAACGCAGCAAACAUUCAGUCUGAAUCCUAACAAUGGUGAAAUCAGAGUGAAAGAAAUGAUUAAUUAUGAGGAUUUCAGGAUCUAUGAUAUGGAAAUUAUAGCAACAGAUAAAGCAGCUAAUAGUCUCUCUGGAAAGUGUAAAGUAAAGAUUUUAAUCACAGAUAUGAAUGACAAUCAUCCUGAAAUUUCCAUAAAGUCAUUCACAAGUCCAGUUAAAGAGGAUGUACCUGUAAAUACAGUAAUUGCAGUUGUUAGUGUGAGUGAUAAAGACUCUGGAGAAAAUGGACAGGUAGAUAUUCAUAUUUCUGAUGAUUUACCUUUUGCGCUUAAAGAAUCAUCUGAUAAUUAUUAUGAAUUAUUAAUUUCAGAACCGUUAGACCGUGAAAAGUUUGCAGAAUAUGACAUCACUAUUUCCGUCACUGACAGGGGCAACCCGCCGUUAUCUGAUAAUGAAACUAUAACUUUAGAGCUACUGGACGUUAAUGACAAUGUUCCUCAGUUCCCGCAGACAUUCUACACGAUACCUGUUAUGGAGAAUAACGCGCCUGGAGCUUCACUGAGCUCUUUAACUGCUGUAGACCCAGAUCUCCAUGAAAAUCAGUAUCUAGUUUAUUUUAUAAUAGAGAAGGAAAUAGUGAACACCUCCAUGUCCAUGCUGUUCUCCAUUAACCCAGAGAACGGUAAUCUUUACGCGCUAAAGACCUUUGACUAUGAGAUGGAGAAGGAGUUUCUUUUCCACAUCGAGGCCAGAGACUCUGGUGUUCCUCCGCUCAGCAGUAACGUGACCGUUCACAUUAUUAUCAUGGAUCAGAACGACAACACACCGCUUAUAGUGUCUCCAUGGCGCGCGCACGGCUCUGAAGUGAAGGAAAAGAUCCCGAGAUCCACAGAUAAAGGAACUCUGAUAGCUAAAGUCAUCGCCAUAGACUCUGACUCAGUGCACAACUCUCGAAUCACGUACCAGUUCCUCCAGAACACCGACGCCACGUUAUUCAGCUUGGAUCAAUACAACGGAGAGAUCCGGACCAUGAGAAUGUUCAGUUACAGAGACUCGCGAGACCAGCGGCUGGUGGUGAUCGCCAAAGACAACGGAGAGCCCGCGCUCUCUGCUACAGUCACCAUCAAACUGUCCACGGUGGAGACCGCCCUCAAAACCUAUACUGAGGUGCCUUUGGAAUAUGACAUCUUCUCAGAUCUAAACCUGUAUCUGGUGAUCGGCCUGGGCUCUGUCUCAUUUCUUUUACUCAUCACUAUACUGGUGACCAUCGUGCUGAAGUGUCAGAAAGCGAAGCCCAGCAAAGCGGCUCCUCCGUGCAGGAACAGUGUGAUCAGCGAGAGGAACUCGACCAUCGCGGAUUCCACUCUGGUCUCCAACGAUGCCUACUGGUACAGUUUAUUUCUAGCAGAGACGAGGAAAGGAAAGCUGGUGGUCAGACAGCCUGCGCCAAAGGGAGCGAGAUACAUUGUGUCCAGUUUACCGAGGAGCACAGGAGUGACCGAGACCAGCGACUCAGCCGCUUCUACUCUACAGCAUCUGCUAUUUUCAGAGGAAACUAUGGCGAGUGAAAACACAAGAACGUGGAUGAGCAAGAUUCUUUAUGUGAUGUGUUUGCUGUUUAAUUCCGGAGGAAAUGCUGCUCAGAUAAACUACUCCCUCCAAGAAGAAUCUAAAACUGGAGUCACUGUAGGGAACAUUGCAAAAGACUUGGGGAUUGAUCCGACUUCAUUGGAGAACCGGAAUUUACGCAUUGUUGCGGGGACAAAGCAAGAGCUCUUUCGGGUAAAUCAUGAAGACGGCGCUUUGUUUGUGAACCAGAGGAUAGACAGAGAAGAGCUGUGUGCUAAAACCAACCCGUGUCUCGUUCAUCUUAAAGCAGUGAUAGAAAAUCCACUCGAAAUGCACCAGAUAUCAGUUGACAUCAUCGAUGUCAAUGAUAACCCACCUAGUUUUUUGGAUGAAAACUAUAAAUUGGAAAUACUUGAAUCUGCAAUGACAGGAGCACGAUUUCAGUUAGAAACUGCUCACGAUCCAGAUAUAGGCUCAAACGACUUGCAGGCAUAUAAACUGAGCCAAAAUCAUUAUUUUCGUUUAGAAACGGAAGACAUGGGAGACGAAGGUAAGAUCCCUGUCCUCAUUCUACAAAAACCUCUUGAUAGAGAAAAAAGCGCAAGGCAUACGCUAAUAUUAACUGCGACGGACGGCGCAAAGCCGCAGAAAUCAACUACUGUAAAUAUUACUAUUGUUGUGUCAGAUGUCAAUGAUAAUACUCCCAUUUGUGAUAAACAAAAAUACACAGUGAAGGUGAAAGAAAACGCCCCUGAAGGAACAUUUCUGCUCCGCGUAAAUGCUUCGGAUUCAGAUGAUGGCAGAAAUGGGGAAAUUGAAUAUUCUUUAAGGAACAAGUUCAGGAACGGAGCAUCUGAGGUUUUUGAUUUAGAUAGUUUAACGGGGGAAUUGAAGAUAAAAGGAGGGCUAAAUUAUGAGGAAAGGCAAGUUUAUGAGCUAAAGAUAGUGGCUGCGGAUAAGGGGGCCGUGUCAUUAUCUACACUAUGUAAUGUGCUUGUCAAUGUUGAGGAUGUCAACGACAACAGGCCUGAGAUUGACGUCACCUCAGUAUCUAGCCACAUACCCGAGGAUGCUCCUCCUGGGACUGUGGUGGCUCUGAUGGGAGUUACUGACCUGGACUCAGGUAUGAAUGGAAAGAUUGUUUGCGCUCUGCCUAAAAAUAUUCCCUUUGAUCUCAAGCCAUCGCCUGAUGGAAACUUUUAUUCUCUGGUAACUAAAGAACACAUUGACAAAGAAUCUAAAUCGUCUUAUGACAUUACCAUAACAGCCAAAGAUUUAGGAACCCCGUCGUUAUCAUCAACGAGAUCGAUUCACGUCGAGGUCACGGAUGUUAACGACAACAGCCCCACAUUUACUCAAAGCCCAUAUACAUUCUACGUGGUUGAAAACAACAAACCAGGAAUUGCUGUUUUCUCUUUAAGUGCAGCUGAUAUAGACGAAGGUGAAAACGCACGUGUCUCGUAUUCAAUUGAUCGAGUGAAUUCAGAUCAAAGCAUGAUAUCAUUUCUGAGUAUUAAUGAGGCGAAUGGUACUGUUUACUCAUUGAAGAGCUUUGACUUUGAGUCUUUAAAAACAUUUCAAUUCUUUGUUGUGGCCAAAGACUCUGGAAGUCCGUCUCUGAGCAGCAACGUGACAGUGAACGUGUUUAUUCUGGAUCAGAACGACAACGUUCCAGUGAUCUUAUAUCCAGUCAGCGCUAACGGUUCUGCUGAGGGUGUGGAAGAGAUUCCCCGGAAUGUGAACGCUGGUCAUUUGGUGACUAAAGUCAGAGCCUAUGACGCAGAUAUAGGAUACAACGGCUGGUUAUUGUUUUCACUGCAGGAAGUUAGUGACCACAGUCUCUUUAGUUUGGACCGCUAUACAGGACAGAUAAGAACCCUUCGCUCAUUCACAGAAACAGACGAGGCCCAGCAUAAACUGCUCAUACUGGUCAAAGACAAUGGGAACGUUUCACUCUCAGCAACAGCGACUGUGAUUGUCAAAGUUGUGGAGCCCAAAGAGGCUUUUGCAGCUUCUGAUGUUAAAAACACAGUAAAAGACGAGGAGGAAAACGACGUGACAUUUUAUCUGAUCAUCACUUUGGGCUCGGUUUCGGUGCUUUUUAUCAUCAGCAUCAUCGUGUUGAUUGUGAUGCAGUGCUCUAAAUCUACAGACUAUUCGUCCAAGUAUUUACAGGAGACAAAUUACGACGGGACUCUGUGUCACAGCAUCCAGUACAGAUCUGGAGACAAACGGUACAUGUUAGUUGGACCCAGAAUGAGUAUCGGCUCCACAAUAGCGCCAGGCAGUAAUAGGAAUACUCUAGUGAUACCAGAUCGCAGGAGGAGAGAUUCUGGAGAGGUAAGAUGCUUCAUGAUGGAACCCGAUGGACAAAAGCGCAGAUGGGAGUGCUGGUGGAUCUCUUUGUGUUUUUCUUUUCUGUUGUGCUUCGGACAGCAGGUUUCAGCUCAGAUAAGGUACUCUAUUCCAGAGGAAGUGAAAGAAGGAACAAUCGUUGGAAAUAUUGCAAAGGAUUUGGGGCUUGAAGUCAGUGCUUUGGCGGACAGGCGGUUCCGCAUUGUAUCUGGAUCCAAUGAUGAUUUUUUCCAGGUAAAUCAGAACGGCGUCUUGCAUGUUCAUAAGAAAAUCGACCGAGAAUCGCUGUGUGAUAGUCAUAGUGCAUGCAUGAUCAAUCUGAAGAUUAUCGUCGAAAAUCCCCUUGAAAUACAUUACUUUGGAGUAGAGGUGAUUGAUGUAAAUGACAAUUCGCCUACUUUCAGUGAACAUGAGAAACGAUUGGAGAUUUUGGAAUCGACUGCUCGAGGGACGCGUUUUCAGCUUAAGGCGGCGCGUGACCCGGAUGCAGGGGGAAAUUCUGUUCGUACAUACAAAUUAACCCAAAAUGAACACUUUGAUCUUCAAGUCCGAGAUCAGGGAGAAGAUAAGCUGCCAUUUUUAGUUUUACAAAAAACUCUUGACCGUGAGAUUAAUGACGAAUAUAAUUUAGUUUUAACAGCAAUAGAUGGAGGAAAUCCACAAAAAUCAGGAACUCUAAAUAUUACUAUUAACGUUCUUGACAUAAAUGACAAUAGACCGUUUUUUAGCCAAGAUAUGUAUUCUACAACUCUAAAAGAAAAUAUACAAGUUGGAACGCUAGUCAUUCAGGUUCAAGCAAGUGAUGCAGAUUAUGGUUCAAAUGGAGAGGUCACAUACGCAUUUGGCAGCGAUCAGAGCCCAAAGGUGUAUGACAUAUUUAGUUUGGAUAAACUGACAGGUGACAUUCGUGUGAAAGGGGACAUAGAUUUUGAGGACAAAUCUAUUUACAAACUUGAUGUUCAAGCCUCUGAUAAUGGCCAGCCCCCUAUGAAGACAGACUCCAGAGUUGUCGUAAAAAUUUUAGACACAAACGAUAAUACGCCUGAGAUCGAUGUAACGUCACUGUCUAAGAUGGUGUCUGAAGAUUCCAAGUCUGGUACUGUAAUCUCACUCAUUAGUGUUACUGACAGAGACACUGGUGUUAACGGAAAAGUUGUGUGCUCUCUCUCAGAAAAUGUUCCAUUUGAAUUAAAACCAUCAGUUCAGGACAACAUGUUUUCGUUAGUCACUAAAAGGAACCUGGACCGUGAAAUCAUAUCAAAUUAUGAAAUUACAAUAACAGCGACCGACUUGGGUCAGCCUCCACUGUCCUCCUUUAAAACUCUGAGCGUGCAGGUGUCCGAUGUUAAUGAUAACCCGCCUGAAUUUAGCAUAAAUCCUAUUGAAUUAUAUAUGAUUGAAAACAAUGCUGCAGGCGCGCCCAUUCUCACACUGAGUGCUUUUGACAAAGACCUAAAUGAAAACUCUGUGAUUUCAUAUCAGAUUAUUAAAGGGAGUGACAUUACAUCGUUUUUAAAUAUUAAUUCGGAAACAGGCGGAAUUUAUGCACUUAAAAGUUUUGAUUUUGAAGCUACCAAAACUUUCCAGUUCCAUGUGCUCGCUAAAGACUCUGGAAGUCCGUCUCUGAGCAGUAACGUGACAGUAAACGUGUUUAUUCUGGAUCAGAACGACAACGUUCCAGUGAUCUUAUAUCCAGUCAGCGCUAACGGUUCUGCUGAGGGUGUGGAAGAGAUUCCCCGGAAUGUGAACGCUGGUCAUUUGGUGACUAAAGUCAGAGCCUAUGACGCAGAUAUAGGAUACAACGGCUGGUUAUUGUUUUCACUGCCGGAAGUUAGUGACCACAGUCUCUUUAGUUUGGACCGCUAUACAGGACAGAUAAGAACCCUUCGCUCAUUCACAGAAACAGACGAGGCCCAGCAUAAACUGCUCAUACUGGUCAAAGAUAAUGGGAACGUUUCACUCUCAGCAACAGCGACUGUGAUGGUCAAAGUUGUGGAGCCCAAAGAGGCUUUUGCAGCUUCUGAUGUUAAAAACGCAGUAAGAGACGAGGAGGAAAACGACGUGACAUUUUAUCUGAUCAUCACUUUGGGCUCGGUUUCAGUGCUUUUUGUCAUCAGCAUCAUCGUGUUGAUUGUGAUGCAGUGCUCUAAAUCUACAGACUAUUCGUCCAAGUAUUUACAAGAGACAAAUUACGACGGAACUCUGUGUCACAGCAUCCAGUACAGAUCUGGAGACAAACGGUACAUGUUAGUUGGACCCAGAAUGAGUAUCGGCUCCACAAUAGCGCCAGGCAGUAAUAGGAAUACUCUAGUGAUACCAGAUCGCAGGAGGAGAGAUUCUGGAGAGGUAAGGCUGGCGGAUUUAUUAUUUUUGCACUCUUUGAAUUACACGGGACGUGUUCCUCAGGCGACGGUUUUCAGCAUGGAUGCUGGAGAACAAAGGCGCCGAUGGGAGUACUGGUGGAUUUCUCUGUGUUUCUAUUUGUUAAUAUGCCUCGGACAGCAGGUUUCAGCUCAGAUAAGAUACACUGUUUCAGAGGAGGUCAAAGAGGGAUCGAUUGUGGGAAAUAUUGCAAAGGAUUUGGGUUUUGAUGUCAGUGCUUUGAUGGACAGGAGGUUCCGAAUUGUCUCUGGAUUAAAUGACGCCCUUUUCCAGGUAAACCAGAAUAAUGGCAUCUUGUAUGUGGACAAGCUUAUCGACAGAGAGGCGCUAUGUGAUGGAACUAAUGCUUGUUUGAUAAGUCUAAAGACAGUUGUUGAAAAUCCUCUUGAGGUCCAUUAUGUAGAAGUUGAAAUUACCGAUGUAAAUGAUCAUGCACCAGUUUUUGCUGAUAAAGAUGUGCUGUUAGAAAUAGCAGAAUCAACCCUACCGGGUGAAGACAUUCAGUUGCAGGAAGCACAGGACCCUGAUGCAGGCGUGAAUUCUGUUCGUUUUUAUAAACUAAGCCAAAAUGAAUAUUUUGAACUUGAGCUUCGGGAAAACGGAGGAGAGAAAAAAAUCCCAAUCUUAAAAUUGCGUAAAUUACUUGACAGGGAGCGUCAGGUAACUCACAGUCUUAUACUGACUGCUGUUGACGGUGGGAAUCCGCCACGAUCAGGGAGCAUCGUUAUUAAUGUCACGGUGCUGGAUGACAAUGACAACAGGCCAAAAUUCAGUCAAGAACUUUAUUCUGUGACAUUGCAAGAAAAUGCUCUAGUUGGUACUCUUGUCAUUAGAUUAAAUGCCACUGAUUUAGAUGAGGGUCUGAAUGCCGAAAUAAUUUAUUCAUUUAUUAAAAAUAUUGAAAGACUAGUUUACACCACUUUUGAUUUGAACAGUAAUACAGGAGAAAUUCGGGUGAAAAGCAAUGUGGAUUUUGAGAAAAACGAUGUUUAUAGAAUUAGUGUUAUAGCGUCAGAUAAAGGCCAGCCACCGAAGACAAGCAACUGUAGAAUUAUAAUUAAAGUGAUUGACGAAAAUGAUAAUGGACCAGAGAUAGAAGUUACCUCCCUGUCUGACUUAGUUCCCGAAGAUUCCAAACCAGGAACGGUCAUUUCUCUUGUUAGUAUUACUGAUAAAGAUUCUGGCGUCAAUGGCAAAGUUGUUUGUAGAAUAUCUGACAACGUUCCUUUUGAACUGAAGCCGUCAUUCAAAGAAAAUAUGUACUCUCUUGUGACGAAUGCAAAGUUGGAUAGAGAGAUCGUUUCUCGAUAUGAUGUCACAAUAACAGCCACAGAUCUUGGUCAGCCUCCUCUGUCCUCUAUCAAAACACUGAAAGUGCAGAUAUCAGAUGUGAACGAUAACGUUCCAGAAUUUCCUCACAAUCCUUUAGAACUGUAUUUAAUGGAAAAUAACCCUCCAGGAGCAUUCAUAUACUCUGUUAGCGCCUUCGACAAAGACAUGAAUGAAAAUGCAGCAAUUACCUAUCAAAUAAUUAGAGAAGAUGGAACAAAAAGUCACAUGUCGUCCUUCCUUAAUGUAAACUCAGACAAUGGACAUAUACACGCGCUUAAAAGUUUCGACUUUGAAACAGUAAAAAUGUUCCAGUUCCAUGUGCUCGCUACAGACUCUGGAAGUCCGUCUCUGAGCAGUAACGUGACAGUGAACGUGUUUAUUCUGGAUCAGAACGACAACGUUCCAGUGAUCUUAUAUCCAGUCAGCGCUAACGGUUCUGCUGAGGGUGUGGAAGAGAUUCCCCGGAAUGUGAACGCUGGUCAUUUGGUGACUAAAGUCAGAGCCUAUGACGCAGAUAUAGGAUACAACGGCUGGUUAUUGUUUUCACUGCCGGAAGUUAGUGACCACAAUCUCUUUAGUUUGGACCGCUAUACAGGACAGAUAAGAACCCUUCGCUCAUUCACAGAAACAGACGAGACCCAGCAUAAACUGCUCAUACUGGUCAAAGACAAUGGGAACGUUUCACUCUCAGCAACAGCGACUGUGAUUGUCAAAGUUGUGGAGCCCAAAGAGGCUUUUGCAGCUUCUGAUGUUAAAAACACAGUAAAAGAUGAGGAGGAAAACGACGUGACAUUUUAUCUGAUCAUCACUUUGGGCUCGGUUUCAGUGCUUUUUGUCAUCAGCAUCAUCGUGUUGAUUGUGAUGCAGUGCUCUAAAUCUACAGACUAUUCGUCCAAGUAUUUACAGGAGACAAAUUACGACGGGACUCUGUGUCACAGCAUCCAGUACAGAUCUGGAGACAAACGGUACAUGUUAGUUGGACCCAGAAUGAGUAUCGGCUCCACAAUAGCGCCAGGCAGUAAUAGGAAUACUCUAGUGAUACCAGAUCGCAGGAGGAGAGAUUCUGGAGAGGUAAGGCUGGCGGAUUUAUUAUUUUUGCACUCUUUGAAUGUAGAUUUGUGA